GCGCGCACUUUCAAAAUAUGCCACGCCCACUUCAGCUGUAAAGUUGAAUCGAGGACAAAGUUUGCGAUUGCAUGUCGUCGUAUUCGGCACUUUUCCGACGAGAUAUGAUGACUACUGUGGUCACCAGGACAUGGCAGGCUGUCAGGCCUCACGUUCCGCUAAUAAAAUUCCGCAAAGGCAGCGCAGUGCAAGGACAUGUUGAUAAUGUGAGGGUGGUUGCAGCUGCAGCUCCUACUCAGAGCUCCUCAAAACCUAGUUUCAAACCGGUCCAGAAAGGCCCCAUCAUCGAAGACUGGCAACUGCCACUUCGAUACAGACGGCAGGCCCUCAGUCAGCAGGAAGUAGAUUACAUCAAUCGUGGUGGCCCUGAAUAACUUUGGGUGCUGUGACUGAAGAGAUAGGGAGCCUUUUAAUUCAUCUUGCUAUCGGAUCAUUGUAGUCUGUUCGGAGCUAAUGCAAUAACUUUUAAGUAAGUGUAUAUUCAUUCUGUAAAUAACUAUUGCCCUUAUUUAAAUAAAUUCACUGUUACUUACAAGAGAAUUUU
Molecule: messenger RNA, 544 nt
Organism: Neocloeon triangulifer
Lineage: Eukaryota; Metazoa; Arthropoda; Insecta; Ephemeroptera; Baetidae
Product: alpha-ketoglutarate dehydrogenase component 4
Exons: 4
Coding region: 72-374 (100 amino acids)
Biological process (GO): 2-oxoglutarate metabolic process
Source: RefSeq, a predicted model, not a curated record